Messenger RNA from Dicrocoelium dendriticum, 5192 nucleotides. Lineage: Eukaryota; Metazoa; Platyhelminthes; Trematoda; Plagiorchiida; Dicrocoeliidae. The record is from the annotation of a GenBank genome assembly.
GCAAAGGAAAGCGUAUUUUCAAGUGGCCCAGAUGGUUUAGAGAAACCUAUGGCUGAGUUAGCAGCCAUCAUAAAGGAAGUUGCAGAACAACUGUAAGGAAACACCGGCCCAUGUCAUCUCGAUAGAGUCGUGUAUUUCGCGCAGCGGAGACUUGAAGUGGGAUGGGACGAUUCACUUCCUAAACCAAUUGUUGGACAUUUACUACCAAAACCACAUCUUGCAAACUCAAGAGCCCUGAUGAGUCUACAUAGCUUUCCAGAAUUACGCAAUCUACUGGCAACCUUGGAAUUAGACGGAAUGUUAGUUGAUGAAUCGAAGACCGAAGAGUAUAUUAAAAGCGCGCUUGAAGAGUGCAUAGCCAAAAUGAACUUUUUGACGCAUCGUGAUCUGUGGCGCACAUUCGGCCACGAUAUAAAGAGUAACUCACAAAAGCUACUACUAAACUCUGGACCAUAUGGAAAGGAAGGAGGGGCGUUUGCAUUUCCGCCAUUAGCAACUUGUAACUUAGCGUACCGAAGAUCCAUGGCCCCCACAAUCAGCCAUACAAGCGCUGAGCGCAUUGUGCAAUAUGUAGCUAGGAUGAUUGCGAACCUGCUCAGAUUGACGAAGAAUGCAUAUGUACAACAAAACGAGCGUGUCUCUGUUGGAAGUUGGCCAAAGGAUAGUUAUCCAAACCGAUGGCGAAGUACGAACAUUGCAGUGACUCCCCGUGAACAAGGUGUGCGAAAACGGAAGAUAAAUAAAAAUCAUUCCACUAUUCUCAAGUUGGCCAAUUCACCGUCGAUUGAGGACUCACUAGAGGAUUGUUCGGGUAAAAGUUCAAAGGGGGAUGGCCUCCAAACAGAAGUUAGUUCUUUGAGAAACAAAUCUGGCUGCACGUUGUUCACACGUGUCAGCAGUGAGAGCAUGUCGGAUCCCUCUUCAAAUAUUAAUCUCCAGACGGACAAGAAUGAUGACGUUCAAGUCAAGCGACAAGAUGGCAUUGAUAAACAUUUAUCAAAAAUAGAUGCACAUGACAAUCAUUCUGACCGUUCAAUCUACGAUGAAGAAGAAGAUUUGGAUAGAUUCGAUUUUCCUUCGGUACAGAAAGAUAUGAAUCACCAUGUUAAAUUCUCUGUAAAACAUAACUUACGCAACUUACUACCAGCAACGCCACUUGCAAAAGUGAACACCAACUUAUCAGUUCAUCGAAGUGGAUCCUAUGGAACCCCAUCAAACCUGUCAUCCAUCGUCACACGCAGUGCUUUGCGGCAUUCCGAAACUAAUUAUGAUAGAGGCGAACUAAACUCUUUUGUUGUUGCCCACGGUCCGAUGCGCAUUGCCAUGGAUUCGAAAUAUGCUGAUGUUAUCACAAAUAAGGAACUUCUACAGCAGGCUCAAAAAUAUGGGUCCCCCAAUUUUGUCGCACGAGUAAGCGCCGAGAUUCAGCGUGGAGGAAAACUGAUGGAACCUCGCAGUGGUUACUGGAUGCCAAAACGAAAGUAUCACUCGCUCGAUUCGAGGAGAUUUACGCGUCCGAUGAAACCAAACUUCCAUUGUUGGACAAAUACCCCUACUUCAACAUAUCUCAGUGCAGACAGCAAACGAAAUUAUAAGGCUGAGAGUCAGUCUCCAAAUCGAGCAAGACUCACAGAGAUGUCCUCUUCAAAUACAUGCGAUAUUUCAGGGGGUGUCACUCUAUCGGUAGGCCAGACCGCAUCGGACGACAUGCCGCAGUCUGCACAGUGUUCUACGGAUAAUCUACCUCACGGGGACAUAGGCCCAGGAAAACACAGAAGCAACAAGCACGCCUCUCACAAGAAACGCCUUAGAAGCAGUUCAGUUGGUCAAACGCAUCAUUCAACCCAUUUAACAGGAUGUGGCUUUGACAACCCUGAAAAUGUAUGCAAAGUCGCCUAUGUAACCGCCGACGCUCUGACCAGCGCUCUCGGUAUUCCCUUCGAGGGUCUAAACCCACACUUGAGUCCUGGAGUUGGUGAAUCUACACAAUCUUCGGCAAAAUAUUUUCAACAAUGCAAAAAACCAGCACUGUUCCAAUAUCCGAGUAGGGCUACGGAUAAACAGGCAAAUCGAGUAUCGUCCAGUAGCUAUAACGAGGUGGUGUAUAGAGUGCGGAUCGAAUCAGUUCGGCACAAUCGAAUGAAAGAGGAAGAUAGCUGCAUCAAAUUUAGCGCAAAGAAUUCCGAUUUGCUCAAUCCCACCCCACCAAUGAGCAUCGUGCUGCGCGGAUUAAAGUGCUCUUCACCAAAGCUUAAACUGAUAAGUGCCGAGCUGGCUCGCCUCGGAAUGGUUGAUGGACAUCCAGUCAUAAUGCGCAAUACGAAAUGUGCUGCCCGGGACAGUGAUAAGCAGCGGCAUACACUCAAGGAACCUCCCCACUUAAAAACGGAACGCAAGCCAAAGGAAGGAUUUCCGCAGAUUGACUAUUUUGCAGUAGUAUGUUCUACUCUCGGUAAAAUUGUUGGAGUGGAAAUCAGUCCAUUAAUAUAUGAAAUCAAAAAAAGCAACUACAAUUGGCUAAUCAAAACCGUCACGGUCGACGAGUUGGAGAAGAACAGGAAAUACAUUUUUCACUGUAAUAGUUGGUUAACGGAAGAUGAGAGAGUUGUCGAAUGCAAACGCAUACGGACGACAACCAUCAUGAAGUCAGCAGUCAGCUGUCCGGCCCGUGGUCACACUGGAGCUCUGUCUUCAGGCCUGAAGCCCGCUACUGCUAGCUCACGCCCAAAAACUGAACUAAGACAGACAAAUGAAGUCACGGAGGUGCAAAAGAUAAUUUGUGCACCGAGAGUUACGAUAAUUUCCAAGAAUGUUCCAUGUUCUGAUGAUAAAGUCCUCUCAUGUCGUCUACUAGAAGAAUCAAAAGAAGAUGACAAGCAAACGCUACGGUCCAACAGAUCUCUAAAUCGAAUAGAUAGUCCAACGAGGAGAGAACUGUGGCUUGAGGAUAAGUUGGAAGACAUUGGACGAUUGGUGAGUGUGAAGGCAGUCGUACUCCGUGAACGUUGCAGGAAAAUACUGUAUGCAAUGAAGACAGAAGAGAAUGGUAUCGAUAUCCAGGUGGCUCUUCAGACCACAACCAUCGCGCAUAAAGUUCAAAAUCCCCUAUUAAUUUUCGAAAAAUAUCAUGAGAGAAUAAUCCCCGAAAUGGGGGAGCAUGUUGAAUAUCCACCCGAAUCAACUAAGCGUGUUAUGCGGCUUUGUCACCCAAAAGCAAUUUGGAACGUCCUUUCCUACGUCUCAGGCAGUAGUCUGCAAUCACAUCAACCAUCUUCAUCUAGGGAAACAUGGCUGGGUCACGUAGACCACCUUCCAUCCGUUGACUUUGUGCAUUCUAUCGGAUUGCACCAUCCGGCAGAGCAGUACACUGUCAGCACGAAUGCCCGCCCGCAGAAGCAAGAACCACAGAUAAGACGUAUUUCGCCGGGAAAUUCAUCCACAAUUAUAUCACAAUCAGAUGACAUCUUGGCGCGUGAAGGCGACGUAGAACACAACUUGUACAGUGAAACAGAUCAGCAACAUAUGCGUACUUUGACAAAGCUGCGGUUAGAUACAGAAGGAAUACGAAUGAAUCGACAGGUGAAACGCACAUGUACGGAAAGUGAUGCAGGUGAAGAAAGGAUCUUGAAAAAUGAAGACGUAAUGGACUUUACCGCAAUCAGCAGGACUCUCCAGAUAAAAUCUGAUGACAUAAUGGAUGGCAGCAAGUUGGAUUCAUAUCACAGCAUGGCGAAAAUCGGUACGGGUGACGUGGUUUUUCCAUCCCCUGCUAAGGCCCCGGAGAGUGGGAAGACAGAUUCCGAUGUGACUGGACCUGUAAUACCAAUUCUGAGCGACAGUGCCAUGGCAGAAAGACUGAGGCAAAUAGCUGGAAUGGAUGCCAUCCGUCCAUGGGGAGAAAAACAUCAAAUAUCUUGCCUGGUGUCUGAUGGAAGCAAUAUCGAGAAACGUAAACCAGAAAACGAGAACGUAUUUCCAUCGCGCCUGACCAGAACCGGCAAACGUGAGCCAGAGAAUGUAAACUCCUGGGUUGAACAGGCCAAUAACCACUGUGGUGACAGCCAAGAAUGGAUCGAUUGCCGGGAGGAUUCGCCACUACUUUCAGAUAGAUGGAUGAAAAACCGAAAAUCGCAGAUACAGUCACUCAACAACCUCAAGGGGCAGUACAUGAGUGGCGAGUACCAGAUGAUUCAGCGCUCGGAGGUGUUUCCAGAAGACUCGGUGAGGAAGCAGCUUCCCGUGAACGCAAUGUUGGAUUUGUGGAAGGAACCCACGAAGGUAACAACAAACGGGGUCAAAUCCUCAAUAUCAAGCGGAUAUGAACGUGGGCAGAUCCAGCAGGCAUGAGGUGAAAGUAUAUGUGUCAGACGACCACCUGAAGACAACAGCUCCUGAUUUCAGUUGCGAUGCCAAAGUAGCAGCACACUCUGAGUUACUGAUGUCUUGGCUAUCCCGUUCCAGUCAGCUGUGUCUGCCCCGUUUAUGUCAACGACAACAGGUUACUUUUGUACCCAUUAUGUCAAUUCUAAGAUACCACGCUCCGUCACUAACGCAGUUGAAACUGUGCAUCGAAUUACACACGAGCGCCCCAACUGUGCAGAACCAGGAGUGUAAAAAAUAAUAGAUCGGUCUUCUUAUUGUUACAUGCGUUACAACAGCGACCUCAAAAACAAUGUUAAUAAUGUCUCCGUCGCUUAUCUGUCGAAUGAAAUACACCCCCAGGAUAAGCUCAGGGAAGGGACUGAAGUUGGCGUUUGGACCUGAGAGACGUUAUGACGAUGAUGCUGGAGGAGCGGAGAUGAUGAACAGUAGAUCUGAAUUGCUGAUUAUAUAUGUGGUUAGUGGAAUCGUUUCCGGAGUUCCCUAUCGUUGCGAGUGUGUACAUCCACCGGAAGCCCGCGCAUACCAUGGGUGGCUUGCGCUGCACCACCCACAGCUCAAUACACACACCCCAUACUCAGGGUAAACUCGAAAGAAAAAGACUGUGAGGUACGUAGAUGGCAGCUACAUUGAUUCGGAGCCGGUACACACUUUCAAAUUGAAUAUCAUUCAUUCAUUUGCACAUGGGGAAACGUGCAUACCAGACAUACAAUAAACAAUGAUUUAUCACGGGUUAAAAAGCAAAUGCCUGACAAGUCCAUUAGGAUGGUUGGGUUAAAUAGUAAAAAUAUCAAAAGGUAUGUGAGUUAUCU